Molecule: messenger RNA, 1914 nt
Organism: Rotaria socialis
Lineage: Eukaryota; Metazoa; Rotifera; Eurotatoria; Philodinida; Philodinidae
Source: the annotation of a GenBank genome assembly
AUGAAUAUUGAACGGGAAUUUCCUUUGCAUGUGGCUAUUUGGAAUAAUGAAAUAGACAAAUUAGCAGAAUUAAUAAAACACGAUAAAGAUCGAAUUGAGCAAUUUGAUCCUCGCCAUCGAACUCCAAUACAAUUAGCUGUGUGUUUGGGUCGUGUAGAAGCAGCUCGAUUGUUAGCACAGAAUGAUGCUGAUUGUAAUGCUGUUUCCAAGGAUGGAUGGAAUUUAUUACAAGAAGCUAUAGCAAAUGGUAAUCCAUCUUUAGUCAAACUUAUUAUGAAAUAUCGAAAUUAUCAAAGAAAUAUUCAACGUAUUCGUGGAAUUCCAGAAUUAUUACGAAAACUGAAAGAGUCACCAGAUUUUUAUGUCGAAAUGAAAUGGGAAUUUUCCAGUUGGGUUCCUCUAGUCUCUAAACUUUGUCCGAAUGAUACUUAUAAAAUUUAUAAAAGUGGUCCGAAUGUUCGUGUUGAUACAACAUUACUUGGCAUUGAAGGUACGAAUUGGCAAAGAGGCAAUCGUACAUUUAUUUUUUCAUUGUUGGCUGAUUGUGCUAAAAUGAUUGAUAUUGAUCAUGAAACAAAAUCAGCAUUUAGUGAAAAUUUAAGUAUACCAGGUGAAGAAGCUAUUCUUCUUGAACCAAAUAUGGAUCAAAUCGAUAGUAAACUUAUGUCACCAAAUUUAACUGUCUAUCUUGAUGUAGAUAAAAUUGAAUUCGAACGAAGUAAAACAGGUGUUUGGGGAAUGCGUAGUGAAAAAACUGAAAACAUUAAUGGUUACGCAUGUAAAGUCUAUACAGCUAAUAAUUUUGAACUUGUGACACGUAACCGUAUUGAACAUAUGUCACCAGAUGAUAGAAAAGCUUAUGAAGCCGGACAUUCAUCGAAUAGGAAUUUUCUUGGAGGAGUGUUCAAUUUUCUCGAAUCAUCAGCGUCAUCGUCAUCGUCGAAAGCAACGACAGCAGCAGCAGCAGCAGGAAAUGCAUCAAUGGCAACAAAUGCAUCAGCAGCAACGAAUGUAUCAGCAUCAAAGCAAUCAAAUGAUUCAUCAAAAUAUUCCAAUCAAGCACCAGUAACACUUGAAGAGUAUUUUAAUAGUCGAGUUGAACUUAAAAAUCGAGAUAUUGGCCGAGCACGUGAAGAGAAUGUAAAAAUUCAAACAUUCAAUGCUCAAAUAUCUCUUUGUGAUGAAUAUCCACUCAGUCUCCAAGAGCAAAUAUUACCUAUUAUCGAUUUAAUGGCAAUAAGUAAUUCUCACUUUAAAAAGUUACGUGAUUUUGUUACACUUCAAAUACCUAAUGGAUUUCCUGUUAAAAUUCAGAUUCCACUCUAUCAUGUUCUUACAGCAAAAGUAACAUUUGGAAACAUCCAUGGUAUUGAUAAAACUGUUGAUGGUGUAUCAACAAUAAAAGAAGAUUCAAUUUCAUUUUGUGCUGUUGAUGAAAAUAUUUUUGCUGUACCGGCAGGAUAUCGCCGUCAAGGCGAAGGUGAAGGUUAUCAUCCAAUGAUGUAUGCGGAUGAUGAUGCUCUAUUACAAAUGGCCAUUGAAAGAAGUCUUCUUGAUUCUAAUGAAACUAAUCCAACUAAUGAUGCACAAACUUCAUCGGAUCAAGUUACACUAUAUGAAGCUUUAGGACAUGCAGGAAAUCGUGGAAAUCGAACAGAUAUUGCUAAUCGUUAUGUAGAUUAUGAUUUACAACGUGCUUUGGAAGAAAGUUUAUUGACAUCAGGUUUAAGUGAAGCUGAAUUAAACGAAAUUAGGCAACAAAAUCAAAUACAAUCAGGUGUUACAGCUACACCACAAGAUUUAUCUUUAGUUAUGGAAUUAUCAAAACAUGAAGAAGAAGCUCGACUGAAUCGAUUACGUGAAGAAGAAGAAGAACUGGAAAAAGUUCUUCAAUUAUCACUUCAAGAAAAAUAA